CGUACCAGUCAACUGAUUGGAGUACCUUUCCAGUUUGGAAACAUCUGGGCAGGCCCAGGUUUGCAAAAUUCUUUAAGAGUAGUUAUGGAGUUUUGCUUCUAAACAUUUUUAUGGCUGUAUACUUCUGAGCUGAGGUUGUGCUGUGUAAUUCUGAGCCGGGAUUUUCUCAAACUGUUUCUUAUUUCUUAUACCGGACACCCCUAAAUUCCAAGGGGAAUGGGAUGUUAAGGAAGCCAUGGAGUUUAGGAAAAAGAUACAGAUUUCAUUUCCAUUUAGGCAUCGAUGUAUCUCCAUCCUAGGCAGUAUCGGUUCUGUGGUAUUGAUAGGGGAACUAAAUAGCAACCAAAUUUAUAGAAAAUAGUGGGUCAUUGGGUACACAAGUUCUUCUUUUCAACAUUUUUGUAGUGUUUGCAGUUUAAGAUGACCGUUCCUGAGAAACAGGCAGCCUCUUAGAAUGAAAUAGCAUUUUCCCUGAACCAUACUCAAUUUUUAUUUCGUAGACAGCAGGAAGGGCAAUCACACAUCCAACACUUGGGGACCUCAAAGAUAAAACGUAACUUUCUGGGAGCACACUCCCCCCGUCUCCCUCUGCUCUUUUCACUGUCCCAUUGUCCCUGAAGGCUCUUUUGUAUCUUCUGCUCAUGACUCCAGUAACUCUUCCUUCUCGUCCCUCAGCUGGUAAGUUUACUUUUCUACUUUGACCAAGCAAACUGAAGCCAACAGAAGAGAACUUUCACCAGCAACUCCCAGCACAUCCGCUCGCCUUCUGAUGUCUGUGACCUCACUCUCGCUGCCCCACCUCUUAUUACAGAUUGAACAGGAUCCAGGGGGAAGUACCAAGCCUGUCCCAUCGGCCAUCCUGUGUGUCAUGUCCUGUGACCCAGUGGAUGCUCAGCACCCUCCAGCUGAAGAAACAGAUUGCCUUAGGUACAUGAAAGGUGAGGACACCUACUAUCCCCAUGGAGCCCAGGUGGGGCUGGGAGUCUGCUGUUUGUACAGCCGGUGGGCUCGUGUUUCUUUGGGCAUCCCUGUGCCUGAAUUCCUGCAGUACACUCGGUGCCUGUUUCCUAAUCUGCAAAACUGGAAUGAUGUUAACCAUCCCGCAGUGCAUUCCAUGGUGCAUCCUCGCCUAGAAUUGAGUGGAAGCAAGUCCAUCUCAGAAGGGACAUACCUGAAGAGAAAUGGCUUUCCAGACUCUGAAGGGCAGAGAAAGCACCAGCCUGGGUUAGAGAAAGAGAACAGCAUCUCUGAGCCCGUCCUGGGUGACCUCACAGAGAUCACCCUAGUGGCCCAGGCUAGUGACCGGGAACAUGUACCUUCCUGCAACCAACCCCAGACGUCCACUGAUGCAUCAUAUACUGGCAAAGAUCCUGGCCUGGGGGGGCGUUGGCCGCCGGAGAUUCGCCAGAUGUUGGACUCCAGCUUAACCACCGGAAGUGGGCAGGAUGUGCUGAGGGGGCGGAGGCAGCCGCCAAGGCAGCGACGGAGGGGGCUGUCCCUGGCCAGCCGGUCAAUUUGUUCCCACCUCAACAUUUGCUGUCCCAGUUUCGCAGGACGCCCUUCUCCAGUUUAUCCUUCUCCUGGGAGGUGACAUUUUAGGUUAUUGGGUCCCAGAUUGCUGGCACACUCAUCCCUGUUCUCAAACAUCUUUUAAACUUGGGUGAAGUGAUAAGUUGGGGAAGAAGAUGAUUUACUGAAAGUCUCCCGAGAAGAGAUUCAGACUGAACAGCUUUGUGUCGGACUUUGGAAGACCGCUGGUGCCCAAGGGGUUCUCUGGCAGCACAAUGACGAAUCUAGGUCCCUCUUUCACUGCUACGUCAAUGAAGUGGACCGCUUGGACAAGGCCAAAGCUGGUAUCCCAACCAUAGCCCUUGACAGUGAUGUUCGGCUCCAGGAAGCCAUCAGAUGCAGCAGGUGGCCAGAGGAGGAGCCGAACGGGCUCAUGAAAUGUGACACCCCCAGCUUCAUCAACACGGACCAGAACUCUUCCUUUGGGGAAGAUGAUCUCCUGAUUUUGGAACCACCUAUUGUUCUAGAAAAUAAGCCAGUUGCCCAGACCUCACACAAAGACUUGAAUUGGAAAUGUGCUUUGUCAAGUAUUUCUCUGAAGAUGUGAAGUCUGUCUUUGUAUGGCAGGAAGUCCCCUUUCACAAAAUUGUAUGUGUUUGUGUCUGAGAGAGAGAAAUGGAGACAGACAGAAAGACGGAGACAGAAGAGAGCCCCCUCAGAAGAGAGCUAGUUAAGCAUCCCAGACUGACGAAGACAGUGGAGAAUGCCUCUGAGUUUGGCACUGAUUGCCUGGAGAAUGCUGAAACCCAGGGAAGUGGGCAGCACAGACGUUUACUCAUUUAAUCCUGCCAACACAGUAGGAGAUAGAGUCUACAUAUUCCUCGCUACUUAAAAGAUCCCUGCCUUCUCUCUGCUCCUCCUGUCCAUGUCUCUCCCUCCACUUUUCCCCUUCUCCCUUCCUCCUCCCAUCUUCUCCGUCCCUCGCUUCCCCACCUUCUCUUGCAGAACCCAGAGAGGAUCGCUGGCCCUCCUGCGCAUGCGCAGGCUGUGCCAGCUGGACCGAGGGUUGGAAGCUGCAACUCCGAGCCGGGGAUCGGCCCCAAAGGCUUCUCAGCUCUUUCGCCCGCUCAGUGGUGUGGGCGCUGCUCCCCGGGCUGAGAGCCUCCGGCUGUGAACCCCAGCUUCUCCUGGUGGAGUCGGGAAAAGGGAGCGUCAGUGCUGAGCGAGCUUCCGUCUCCUCCCUCAGUGUUUCUGCCCCAGUGAGAUGGCUCAGUAGUGCUUUGCCAGCAUGAUUUUGGGGCAAUUUGGGGGCAGAUAUCGUGCACAAGCAGUGAGAUAUUUCCAUGCAUUUUACUUUCCGGACAUCACCAUGGAACAUGUGGGGGUUUGUGCCUGCAGGCCGGGAUGCUGCAGGACUCCCUGGUCCAUCACCGUUAUGUCUUGGAGCUGCUCCAGUCAGUGAAUGACUUUCUGUGCCUUGGAGUACGUUUUGGUUACUGAGACCCUCGAAUUCCCAUAUGAAUUGUAGCAGCAGCUAGUCAGUUUCUGCAGAGGAGCCCGCAGGGAUUGUGAUCGAGACCACGUUGAAUAUACGGAUCGUUCUGGGGAGCACUGCCAUUCCAAGAGCGCUGUCUUCUGAUCCAGCAAUGUGCUUGGUUUGUCUGUCCAGGUGCCCUCACCUCCAGUAGCAUCCAUCCAGACACCGGAACUGACACUGGCCGUGCUCAGAACUGCCUCAGCCCUGAAGACACAACUGACAAAUAGAAGGGGACCACGCCCUGUUACAGCAGGUGCUCUCACUUUCUGGAUCCUUAUGUAACUGAGCGGUGUCAAUCAGGAUUGCCCGUUUUACAUUGUGUGGCGCUGCUGCGGUGUCUCCUAGUUAUUUGUUUCUAAAUAGACUCCUAUUAGAAGAGGGGAAGUGGAGACAUAGAUAUUCUGCUGAGAUAUUGGUGUCAUCAUAUUUGAGUUGGAAAGGACUUACGACAGCAUAGAGUCGUACCUUUUUAUGGGUGAGAAUCCAUGAUAGUGUAACUUGGACAAGAACCCGGGUCUUCUGUCUUCAUGUCCACGCGGAUGAAGAGUGUAAGAAUGCCAGUGACUGAGUUAGAAGCAUGCUCCCAAGCUGUCCGUGUCCUUGCCAUUAAGAAGCGGACCCUGGAAGCUUCCAAAUUUCUCCAGAAUGCGUUCUACAUUCACCUUCGGCAGGUGACGAUACCCAGCUUUCCCUGCACCAUUUGUUGAAUAGACAAUUCUUUCCAUGGAGUGUUGUUGGCACCCUUGUGGAAAACUGACUGUAAAUAUAAGGAGACUGAGAAUUAAGUCUUCUCUCUUUGGGUGGAGCUCAUUAUCAAUGACGGGAAGUUGUAAGGAAAAAGAUACUGAUUCAUCCUGAGAAAACAUUUUUCUGAGAGUCAGCAGUGAAGAAGGUGGACACUGAAGAAGGUAGCAGAUUCCUCUGUUUCAGGGAAUACGGACCUUUCUAGUAAAAGGAGAGGCGGAACUCGGAAAGGUGGGGCCCAGAGGAGGUCUGGAGCAUCUGCACAGCGCUGCUUCCCUGCAUUUCUGCAUCCGGUCCCAUCAGUGCAUGAACAUUCCUAGGAGAGAAUUCAGCAGUGCAGCAUCCUCUCCGAGAUCUAUGAUUUGAUCGGCUUCCACCGCAAGUCCGCCUUCUUCAAGCGGGUGGCCCCCGUGCAGCGCGUGGCCCCCAGCAUCCCGGAGCCUGGCGGGAAGGCCUGCUACCGACUACUUCUGCAGACGCUUCCUGGCUACAGUCUGUCGCUGGAUCUGCAGGACUUCAGCAAAGGUGUUGGAACUAAAACAUUGCUUCAGUCCCUUUAACCAUGCCUGGUUUGGGCCCUGCUGUCCUGUCUCAUCAGGGUGAAUUCUGAUUCGUUUAGAACAGGGCUCAGCAGACUUUUUCUGUCAAGGACUUGGGAGUAAGUAUUUCAGGGUCUGCAAACCUCCUGAUCUCUGGUGCAGCUGCUCAGCUCUGCUGUUCAGACGCCAGAGCAGCCGGACAUUCCACACACCCACAGAGCAUUAUUAACAGCGGUGGCUGGGGCUGGAUUUGGUGUAUGAACUGCACUUUGUCCCCACAGCCUCCUCACUAUUGACGCCUGCACCAGAGCUUGCAUUUGCGACAAUGUGUGAACCUGCACUGACACGUCAUCAUCACCCAGAGCCCAGACUUGACACUAGGAUUUACACUUGGUGGUGUGCACUCUGUGGGUUUGGACAGAUGUCCAAUGACAUGUAUCCACCGUCACAGCAUCAUACAGAGUAAUCUGUCUUAGUGACCUUAAAAUGCUCCGUGCUGCACCUCAUUCAUUGCUCCUUCCCCUCUAGCCUCUGACAGCCACUGAUCUUUUAGUCUCUGUGGUUUUCCCUUUCCCAGAACACCAUACAGUUGGAAUCAGACAGUUGCGGAACCUUCCCAGAUUGGCUUCUUUCACUUAGUAAUAUGCAUUUAAGGUUCCUCCAUGUCUUUCCAUGCCUUGAUAACUCAUUUCAUUUUAGCACCAAAUAAUAGUCCAUUUUCUGGCUGGACCACAGUUUAUCCAUUCACCUACUGAAGAACAGCUUAGUUGCUUCUGAGUUCUGGUGAUUAUGAAUAAAGCUGCUAUUAACGUCUGUAUGCAGUUUUGUGUGUGGACAUAAGUUUCCAUUUUGUCGAGUAAACAUCAAGGAGCACAGUAGCCUGAUCAUAUGUUAGGAGUAAGUUUAGAUUUGUAAAAAAUUGCCAGACCGUCUUCCAAAGUAUCUGGGCCAUUUUACAUUCCCACCAGCAAUGCAUGAGAAUUCCUGACGCUCCACGUCCUCACCAGCAUUCGGUGCUGUCAGUGUUCUGCGUUUUGGCAGUUCUGACAGGUGUGCAGUGGUACCUCGCUGUUUCAGUCUGCAUCCCCUUGAUGACAGAUGCUGUGAAGCAUCUUUCCAUAGACUUCUUUGGCAUCUAGAUUUCUUCUUUGAUGAGGUCUGUGUUCAGGCAUUUUGCUCAUUUUUUAAUCAGGUUGUUCAUCCUUCUUGUUGAGUUUAAAGAGUUUUUGGUAUAUUCUGGAUAUCAGCCCUUUAUCAAUGUGUCCCUGCCCUUCACCUGCAGCACCGGAGUUGUCCUUUGGGUCUCAGUGGAGUGUCAGCUCUUCAAAGAGGUUUCCUGUCUUCCCUCAGCCUAAAUACUGUCCUUGUAUUUUUCACUUUCAUUGACUCAUUUUGUUCUUUUUAAAUAGCAUUUCCCAUAAUUUGUAAGUACAUUAAAAAAAAGGGCAAUGAUUGAACACCACCUCCCCCACCAGGCUGUGUGCCCUGUGAGAGCAGAGGCCCUGUCCCCACUCAUCGUUUCCCAUGACAGCACAUGGCACAUGUCCAUGUAAAAGUGUGUAACGUGGGGCCAAACCUGAUGAGCAGCUAUGAUGACAUAUUUUGGCUACCAUUUAUUGAGUAGACUUUGUUUCUGAUGUUAAUUAUUAAAUCAUAUGAAUGAAACUUGUUUGUUUUGAAAAAUAAAACAACAAAGCACACCUCCAUUUGAUUGGUACUUUCUACUUAGCCUUCUGACCCAGGAGGGGAUGUUCACCAUCAUUUUGUGGAGGAGGUUGGGGAGGUAAAGUAAGAGAAUUAGAUCAAAUAAAGUAAAAAUGAAAACUA
This is a messenger RNA of Camelus dromedarius (Arabian camel), 6156 nucleotides long. RefSeq lists its product as uncharacterized. The coding region runs from base 770 to 1591 and encodes 273 amino acids. The transcript has 22 exons. The record is from RefSeq and is a predicted model, not a curated record. NCBI's taxonomy places the organism in Eukaryota, Metazoa, Chordata, Mammalia, Artiodactyla, Camelidae.